Molecule: messenger RNA, 2722 nt
Organism: Ylistrum balloti
Lineage: Eukaryota; Metazoa; Mollusca; Bivalvia; Pectinida; Pectinidae
Product: NADH dehydrogenase [ubiquinone] 1 alpha subcomplex assembly factor 4-like
Exons: 3
Coding region: 35-856 (273 amino acids)
Biological process (GO): mitochondrial respiratory chain complex I assembly
Cellular component (GO): mitochondrion
Source: RefSeq, a predicted model, not a curated record
UUUUGUAAGUUUUUGAUUCCAUAACAAUUUCGAUAUGGGGAAUGCCAUAGGGAACACUGCGAAGCGUACAUCUCGGUUUGUGAAGAGAUUUAACAUUGAGAAUCGAGUUAACAAGGUGCUUGACCGAGAAAAACCAGAUGUGGCACCAAGACACGAAACUACGUCGAAACUUUUGGAGGAGUUUGCAGCCGACAAUCCAGAACUAUUCGAGGAGCAAAAGAAGAAAAAUUUAGAUCUUCAUGAAAGACUUAAACAGGUUCGACUCGAGUCUACAGGAAGCCUACCUGAGAUCAAAUCGCGACGUCUGCCUGAAAGGAACCGCUUAAACGAACCAACAAUUUCAGGAUACAGAGGAUUUCUAGACCCAGAGAAAGUACCAGAAGGGAAACUUACUUUGAAAAAUGCCAUGAGGAUCCUUACAAAAGUUCAAGAAACGCCUGAUUUAGAUUCAAAUGCAGUGAAAAAUAUAGCAAAGGAAUAUAAACUGGAUCUACUACAGGUGCAGCAGUUAUUGAGACAUUUUAAAGCUUUGGAAAUGAAAUUCCCAGAUUCUUUACAGCAGAAACAUCCAAGUCUAGCAGAAGAUCUUAAAAGAAGGGGACAAAAAGGUGUUGAUGAUUGGGUUUCUGGUGUCAGAUCUGAUGCAGAGGCAAUAGAAUUUUUAAAAGAUGAAUCUAGGAGUCAGGCGGAAAGAAGACGGGAAAGAUUGGUCAGAAAGGCUGCCAGCGGUAUCCCUGGUGAUGAGGAUCAUUUAGAAGGAUUUGAUUGGAAAGAACCUGAAAAAGAACUCAAUACAAAAAGAACUGACAAACAAAUGCCACUUGACAAAAGCAAGAAGGAUAAAGGAGACAGUUGAUGAUGACACAUUGUAGUCUGAUAUGCCAAAAAAUAAACCUCAGUGUAAUUUCAUACUGAAUGAAGUUUCUUUCCCCUUGGCUUGAGAUUAUCUAUUUCCUCAAGAAUGGGGUGAAUGCUGACUUUAUUAGGUAUUUGUAUGUGUUUUUAUUGUUCCACUGCUUUGCAUCAUUAAUGUGAUUUAAUUGUUGUUGUGACAAUGGUGGAUUGUCAUUGUCCUGACAGGCUGUCCAGGCUUAGAUACACCUGUCCAGACUUGGAUACACCUGUCCAGACUUGGAUACACCUGUCCAGGCUUGGAUACACCUGUCCAGGCUUAGAUACACCUAGCCUUAGAUACACCUGUCCAGGCUUAAAAGAUCAUUGUCCUUAUGACUUUCUCCACAUCUCACAAUAUGUAAGGUUCUAUGUAUAACUGUAACACUGUAACCUGAUGUUAAGUGAUUGCCAGACUCUAUACCUUGUACAUUUAGAAACAUUAGAUAAAAGAGCAGAGAAAAACUGAUUCAUCUUUCCAAAGCAAAACUGGGAAUGUAUGAAGUGUAGGAGAAAGGCUUUCUGGUUAUGAUUCUGCAUGUAAUUGUUAUCCAUUACUUGAGGAAGAUACAUGGAAAAUAGAAUCUUUGAGAAGGUGGCAAUUCAUAUCAACCUUUUUAGGUCACCCAAGACAAAUUCUCAUGGCAAUCUAUCAUGAUUGUCUUUUGUCCUGUGUUGUGCUCCCAUAAACUUUUAACAAUUUCAACUUCUCAAAUACCUCUGAAUCAGUUUUUUUUUUAAACUUUAGUAGAAAAUUUCCUUGGGUAAAGAGUUUACUAUAGUUUAUAUUGGAAAAGUACAUUUUUCAGAAUAAUUUAUUUAAUUUUCAUUGGAAAGAAUUUGAACUUGGUUAGAAUUAUGAGAGAAGGAUGACAGGUUAUGUUACACAUAUUGAUUUUGGCUUACCCCCAGGGGCUGAUGGGCAGGACCAAAAAGGGUGAAAUUGACUCAAGUUUCAAAAAUCUUCUCAACACCCAGAUAUAGUAUUAUCAAAUGCCAGUCAUUAUUUGAAGGGUCUUGAGGUGCUUGAACAAAAUUAUCACUUUCAUGACCCCAGGGUCUUAUCCUGUAGGGAGGGGAUAAAGUAAACAAUAGCUUUUUAUAUCAACAUUUCAAUUUUGAGCUUUAUAUUGUUUAGUUUUCCUUUCCAUGGGAAAUAACUUGGGAGGAAGUAUAACUAAAGGAUAACAGUGUUGAUGGUGGUAUAUAAUGACACUGGCUCAGAUCCCUAAGAGCUUGCAAUAUUAAUUAAGCCUUCCUAUCAUCAAUGUCAUAAUUUCUUGUUCUUGGUACUUGGAAUCUACUCCUCAUCCUUUAACCUUUAUAUUCAAUAUUGCUUACAUCAGGUGAUGGUCAAGGCCGCUAGGCUCUUUUAUUCUUUUUCCAUCUCCAAACAUUUAAUAAUUAAAAUUAUAUCUCUCUUUAGAUGGCCAUCUUUAGAUCACCAUAGUAUGAAUUUCCUGUUGACCGACCUCUAAACUUUCAGUCCCUGUAUCAUCUAAUAAAGAGGAAUAGUGAUAAUCACAAUAGAUAACAGUUGUGUAAAUAAAAUGUUUUAAGAUGGGUUAGGUGACCUAAAAUUCAGGACCAAGUGAUGGGCGCCAAGAUUUGUGUUUGUAAGGGUUAAAUAUCAUACAUCAGACAGGCUUGUAUGCAAAGCAAGAAAGGAAUAUACUGUUAUGGAGACAGAAAAUAUCGUACAUUAGCCAGGUUUGUACGAGAAUGCGAGAAAGGAAUACACUGUUAUCGUAACGGAGGAAUACGAUAAACUGUAUUUUCUAGGUUAUAUAAUACAGAUAUGACAUGAAAUAAAGACAAACCAGUUGAUAUA